AUUCACAACCAAGUCUUUCUCUCGAGAAUGUCGUCUUUUCCUCUUCUCCGUCUGCCGAGCAAUGAGCUAACAAAAGUGCUACGUCAUAUGAACCCAAUUGCACAACUCGGGUUCUCACUGCUCUCCGAGAAAUCAAAGAACCGAAUUUCCUUGCUCCGCAUUUUCAGUGAUGAAGUUUCUAUUUCCGUGUGCGCCUAUAAGCGUAAGGAAAAGUUAACAUUGCGUUUGCGAAAUUCGUUGUCAAGCUUGGAAGUGCACAAAUGCGGGCCGGAUUUAGUCAUCGUCUUGCAAAACUGGAGUGAUUGUACCAAGUUGGACUUCCGGCGAGAAAUGUCACUUCGACACUGGAUUGAUCAUUGUAUGGAACUUGCAACUGCUAAGCGUAUUGACGAGUUAACUCUUUCAAGCAUUAAGAAGAAACACAAGUAUGACUUGAAAGGCUUUCACAAAAGUUUAGCUGGAUUGCACAUCAGAGAAUUGUGGACCAAAUAUUAAAUUGUUCGGCACACUGCCAAUUGUGCACAAAAUAGUAUUUCUCGACUGUAAAAAUACGUUAACACCUGGCUUUCAUCAGAUACUUGUUCAAAAUCCCAAUAGAGUCACAUAUUUCAACCAAAAUGUGACACGUAUUAAUCUGAACGAUUUGUUGGCUUCGAGUGUGUCAUUUUUAGAUAAUAUGACUAAUAGCUUACCGGAUGCUCAACUCAAUUUGUUUCUUAAACAUUGGAUAGCCGGAUCGAAUCAGAGUCUUCACGGGAUUGCUCUCAUAAAAUCUCGAGAAGGAGAAAGCUACAAUAAGGAUGUUGUUAUGAAAGGUAUCGAUUAUCAUCCGGCAGAGGAAAGAGACAUUCCAAAUUCUAUGAGCGGGACGGAUUUUUGUCCAAUGUUGAACACUGGCGUAGUUACGAAAUUCGGCAUCACUAGCAGUUUAUUUUAGAAAAACCUAUAAAGCACGCCAUCGACCCGAUGGGAAUGACAAUAAUUUCUGCAUGCUUGUUUGGAAAUAGUUUUUUUCAAUUUGGUUUACGAAAUAAAGAUCAUAAUUUUAA
This is a messenger RNA of Caenorhabditis elegans, 1049 nucleotides long. RefSeq names its product F-box domain-containing protein (gene F36H5.8). The transcript is spliced from 2 exons. Lineage: Eukaryota; Metazoa; Nematoda; Chromadorea; Rhabditida; Rhabditidae. Bases 28 to 495 code for a protein of 155 amino acids. The record is from RefSeq and is marked reviewed.